UUUUUUGGUUCUUUUUUUUCGGAGCUGGGGACUGAACCCAGGGCCUUGCGCUUCCUAGGUAAGUGCUCUACCACUGAGCUAAAUCCCCAGCCCCGGCUGUUUUGUUUUUAAUACUACUAGAGAUCAAACCCCCCCAAAAAAAAGAAAGGAAGGAAGGAAGGAAGGGAGGGAGGGAGGGAAGGAGGGAGGGAGGACGGAAGGAAGGAAGGAAGGAAGGAAGGAAGGAAGGAAGGAAGGAAGGAAGGAAGAAAGGAAGGACAGCAUGAUCCAGGCCUGGUGGUGCAUGCCUUUAACUCCAGCACUUAGGAGGCAAAGACAGGUAGAUCUGUGAGUUCAGGACCAGCUUAAUCUUCUUAGUGAGUUCCAGGUCAGUGGGGACUAUAAAGAGACUUUGUCAAGAAAAGAGAGCUAGGGGCAGGCAGGCAGGCAGACAGGCAUGUGGAUACUGCUCUCUGGUGACCUUCAAAGGCUGACAAGGUUGCCCUUGUAGUAGCUAACUUGUGUCCUGACACUUAAAAAAUUCAUUUGCGGUACGGCUACGCGACUUUCCAUCCCACAAUCCCUCGCGCCCUUCCUUUCCAACUUGGGCCCGGCAGAAUGGCUCCCGCAAAGAAGGGUGGCGAGAAGAAGGGCCGUUCUGCCAUCAACGAGGUGGUGACCCGAGAAUACACCAUCAACAUUCACAAACGCAUCCAUGGAGUGGGCUUCAAGAAGCGUGCUCCUCGGGCACUCAAAGAAAUUCGGAAAUUUGCCAUGAAGGAGAUGGGAACUCCAGAUGUGCGCAUAGACACCAGGCUCAAUAAAGCCGUCUGGGCCAAAGGAAUAAGGAAUGUUCCGUACUGCAUCCGAGUACAUUUGUCCAGAAAGCGUAAUGAGGAUGAGGAUUCACCAAACAAGCUCUACACACUGGUAACUUACGUGCCUGUUACCACAUUCAAAAAUCUACAGACAGUCAAUGUGGAUGAGAACUAACUGCUGAAUGUCAAAUAAAGUUACAGAAUUGCCUCCCCAAAAAAAAAAAAAAAAAUUCAUUUGCCCAGUACUUCAGAUUGUGACUAUAUUUGGAGACAAAAUCUUUAAAGACAUAACUAAGGUUAGAUGAGGUCCUGUGGGUGGGUCCUUAUCCAAUAACACUAAUAUGUUUAUAAAAGGAAAUUAGGGUUAAGACACAGCAAGAGCAAGGGCCACAAGAAGACUGAGGGACAUGAUGCCAUCUCUUAGGAGAGGGGCCC
This is a messenger RNA of Rattus norvegicus (Norway rat), 1232 nucleotides long. Lineage: Eukaryota; Metazoa; Chordata; Mammalia; Rodentia; Muridae. The record is from RefSeq and is a predicted model, not a curated record.